Bipolaris sorokiniana ND90Pr is the source of this 731-nucleotide messenger RNA. RefSeq lists its product as uncharacterized. The coding region runs from base 1 to 672 and encodes 223 amino acids. The transcript has 3 exons. Lineage: Eukaryota; Fungi; Ascomycota; Dothideomycetes; Pleosporales; Pleosporaceae. The record is from RefSeq and is a predicted model, not a curated record.
AUGGUUUCUAGUAGCCAGAAGCAACAACGCCUUUUCGAGAUGAUUGAAAAUCAGCCAGACAUCAACAUAACACUUGCUAUUCUAUCUUGGUUCCAGGCAGUUAUCCCAGGGUUAGUCUCGGGGAACGAUGAGAACCAAAUCUGGUUGGGCAAAGUCAGAUCACUUUUAUGGAAUGAUGAAGACUAUCGAGAGCAUGAAGAGAUAUGCUCUCGGAAACAUAAGCUUCAAGGCCUAACAAUUGAAAGACAAAACCGAACUCUCGUUCCACUUUCAGCAAAUACGUUUGGUCUAAGACAAUAUUGGCCAGUCUGCAUUCAAGUUCUUCGACCUAUGAGCUUAGAAAUGACAGAGAAAGUCAAUGCUGUUUCACAUAGCUUAGGCUUAGCAGAGCUCGACAAACAAGACGAGGGUGAUAGCUUCGACCGUAUCGACAAUCCUUUUGUCAUCUCUCGACAAGCUGUACAAGAUAAAGUCCUCAGCCCAAUAAUCGAAGAGCUUGAUAUUGCCAUCAGAUCAGGAAACGAGGAGAAUGCAGGUCACUGCUUUAACUUACACAGUCAGGAGUUUCAGCUAAAGAAAGCAUUAGUUAGUCUUCGUACACUGAUUGUGGACGAGAAGGACGCUAUCUGUAGGCUCAAAGAGCAAACUAAGAGGCGAAGAGAUGUAGCAUAAGAAUAUUCAAUACAUGAUCAAUAUGAAAGCGAGCUAGAAAUAGUAGGUUUCAAAAAUAC